AGUGGCCAGUGGUGGUGAGAGGUAGGAGCCGGAAUCGCGGCGCGGACGUCAGUGCGUCAUGACGCCGUGUUGUCAGUGAGUGACCUGCUUUUGAGCGAGAGGCGUAGAGAGAGCCGGUGGGGAGCAGAAGCUGAGGAUCCACACCAGUGCAUCAACAAUGCCUGGGAUGGUGAUGUUUGGAAGGCGCUGGGCCAUUGGAAGUGACGACUUUGUCUUCCCAGGAGCCUUUGAACUUUUCAUCAGGUUGAUCUGGUGGAUUGGAAUUCUGGUUUUGUACUCCAUCCACAAAGGGCAGUUUAACUGCGCCGGUGGAGCGUUGCUGCACAGUUACCUGCUGGUCCUCCUCAUUCUCCUGGCAGCCAUAAUAUGUUCUUUGUGUUCUAUUUUGUAUGUCAGCAUGCAAGGAACCAUUUCCAACCCUGGGCCAAGAAAAUCUCUUCCUAAACUGCUAUAUCUGCGCUUGGCCCUCUUCUUGCCAGAGCUGGUCUGGGCUGUUGUUGGAGCAAUAUGGGUGUCGGACCGCAAAGUGAAUUGCGAAGGGGCUAUGAUAAGUGCCAUAUUUGGAACAGUCAUUGCCAGCUGGAUUAUCAUUGUUUUUACCGUGGCGGCCAUCGUCAUCGUCUUUGAUCCGCUUGGCGGAAGGAAGACAGUGUACCUUUCCGAUUGCGCCAAUCGCGACCUGGAGAGCAGCCAGUCAGGCCAGCUGUUUUACAAUGUUAAGAAGUCUGCGACUCGCGUCUGGGAGAAAAGAAUCCGAUUGAUGUGCUGUUGCAUCGUGCAAGAUGACGACCACCGAGUCGCUUUUACAACCAUUGCUGAGCUUUUCCGCACCUACUUCUCGGACACCGACUUGGUGCCAAGUGACGUUGCAGCGGGGCUCACUCUUCUCCACCAAGAGCAAGAUAAAGUGGAAAAUUGUCCUAAGGAGCCUGAAGAAAUUAUUACUCAGUCACCAUUAACUCCUGCGGCCGACGAUUUGGAUGCAGAAUUAGAAAAUGCCGCUCACUACAUGAAGUUUGCCGUGGCUACUUACGGUUGGGCCUACUACAUAAUGGCAAACCCUUUUACAGGCCUCUGUAAGCUUAAAGGAGACUGUUGUAGAAGCAGCCCAACAGAGACCGAUAUAAUCGGCAGCGAUCGUCUUAACAUGAAUUUUGGAGCGAUCUUAAAAAUCACAGGACUUCAGUACAGAGAUUUCAUUCACAUCAGCUUCCACAAUAAAAUUUAUGAGAUCCCGUUCUAUAUUGCACUGGAUCACAAAAAAGAGGCCGUCGUCGUCGCUGUGAGAGGAACCCUGUCAUUUGAGGACGUCCUCACGGAUCUCUCAGCAGAUUGUGAACACUUGACAUUGGAAGACGUUCUGGAAAACGGUUUUGUGCAUAAGGGGAUAACCCAGGCUGCCAACUAUAUUUACAGAAGGCUAAUAAAUGACGGGAUUCUGAACCAAGCCUUCACAAUUGCUCCUGAAUAUAAACUAGUUGUCGUCGGCCACAGCUUAGGAGGGGGAACGGCCUCCAUUUUGGCGAUCAUGCUCAAAAACGCAUUCCCCAAUGUGCGAUGUUACGCCUUUUCUCCACCAGGGGGUUUAUUAAGCAAAUCACUUGCGGACUAUACUAAGCAGUUUAUCAUAUCUGUCAUUGUCGGGAAAGACGUUGUUCCAAGGCUAAGCAUGCCCAACAUGGAAGACCUAAAAAGAAGGAUCAUAAGGAUAGUUGCCAACUGUAACAGACCCAAGUACCAGAUCCUGCUACAUGGCUGUUGGUAUGAAGUAUUUGGAGGAGAACCUGAUAACUUUCCAACGGAACUGGAUGGUAGAAACCAAGAUGCUUUGACUCAGCCUCUUCUAGCUGAAGAAAACUUAAUGGUUCAUCAGUCUCCUUCUUACACUACUCUAGGUGACGACUCGACUUUAAGCUCUCCGGCUCAGUAUCCGCGCCUCUUUCUUCCUGGGAGAAUCAUCCACAUUGUAGAAGAAAGCAGCACAAGGAGGUGGUGUUCUUCAGACGUCAAGUACACUGCAAGCUGGUCAAAAGAAACCGCCUUUGGUAAUAUUUUAAUAAGCCCCAAGAUGAUAACUGAUCAUAUGCCAGACAUCGUCCUCAAAGCUCUAAAUAGCUUGGCUCAGGAAAACGCACCUUGCAUUUCUUGUCGAGCGCAAGGAGACUUUUCUACAAACAUUGUAUAACUGAAGACAAAGAGGAUAGCAGCCUAUCAAGUGUGUUUGGACAGACAGGCCUUUCGUACUUAACUCAUGCCCCAAAAGUAGGAGCUGAGCGGGGCAGGUCUUCAACAUUUUCAGGACGAAGCAGAGGACACACUUCUUUGCAUUGCAGAGAUUUUUCUGGGGUCCUUUUCAAGGCGAGCUGUUUCACUUUAACAGAAGCAAGUGAGCCCAUCAUGAUUUCUAACCAUCGAUCAGUGGCAGUUGGUACAGAGAACUGCGAGGCUGAUGGGAAGGCAAGACUAGCUAGAGUGACCAUAUAGGUUCAUACUUUACGGUCUACCUCUGCCUUACAUCUGUUUCACACAGCAGAGCUGGCCACCCCGCCAGGUUGAUAAAGCACUUGUAAAAAGGAGACAUGGGAAAAUGAAAAUAAUUGAAGACAACUCUACCACCGUUCUGGAUAUACAAAAGUGACACCCCCACCCCCCAAGAGGUGAGCUGAACUUCAGCCUAUUAUUGGCACUUCCCUUCAUGGCAGAAAUCUUGUUUUCUUUGCUGUUGAAGGAAGCCUGCAUUUUAUAUAACUUUUGUAGGCUUAAAUGCUACUGGGUUCAUGUGCAAUAUUUGUCUACUUUUGCUUACCGUUCAGUGCUGCUGAAUGUUCAUUUAAUUAUAUAGAAGGGUUAAGCUUAUGGUAUUAUUCCACAUUGCCCCAUUCUAGAAUUGUGAAAGAUCAUUUGGACUAGCUAUGUAAAAAAAGUUUCAAUUUUAAAAUAUUCCUACUUGCAAUCUUGUACAGUUAAAACGAUUGUGCAGCAAAUGAUGUCACUAAAAUCAUGUUUUACUAAAUGCAAGUCCUUCAGAAACUGCUUGCCAAGCGGAA
Messenger RNA from Podarcis raffonei (Aeolian wall lizard), 3047 nucleotides. It is a transcript of the gene DAGLB, whose product is annotated as diacylglycerol lipase beta. Lineage: Eukaryota; Metazoa; Chordata; Lepidosauria; Squamata; Lacertidae. The record is from RefSeq and is a predicted model, not a curated record. The transcript has 16 exons. Bases 158 to 2185 code for a protein of 675 amino acids. Gene Ontology annotation, biological process: lipid metabolic process.